Didymodactylos carnosus is the source of this 777-nucleotide messenger RNA. Lineage: Eukaryota; Metazoa; Rotifera; Eurotatoria; Philodinida; Philodinidae. The record is from the annotation of a GenBank genome assembly.
AUGGCUUUGCAGACAUUCGAGGCUCAAGCAUUUGAUGAAGCAACUAUUAAAUACCGCGAGAGCACAGUAAUCGAGACUAGCAUACAAUAUAUAACUAAUUUAAAACCAACAACAGAUCAUAAUCAUGCGAUUAAAGUUUACAUUUAUGACAAAACAACAUUUGUGAUUACAUUGAUUCUUAUAGUCAUUAUCAUCGGACUUAUUCUAUUAGCAAUAGCGUUAUUUGCAUGUUAUUUUCUAUUAAAUCGUUGCCAUCAGCGAUUAUAUAAUCAAACAGAUCGAUGUUAUUCAUCGCUGUGUUUAUCAGACGAUGAAGAAGAAGCAAACGAAAAAUUGACAGAUGUUAUUUACUCUAAAGAUUGUUCAACACCAAUAAGCAUACGAAAGUGUAACAGUCAACAAAUAGAAAAUGAAAAAUAUAAAACAACAAAUAUUGAUUGUAAUUGUAUUUGUACAAUACACAAUAAGAAAGAUAAAUCUGGUAAAUUAUUAACAUCUCAUUGUCAUCAAGAAACGAAUAAACAUUUUAAAAUGCCAAUAAGAAAUAACAAUAAAAAUGAAUUAAUUUCAUCGAUUUAUUCAUCGGAUCAAACAAUGACAGAUGUCAUUCAUAAUUCAAGUGACUAUACUUGCAAGGAGACAAAUCCCAUACAAUAUCAUCAUCAUUCAACAAAUCAAAAUAGUUUGGUAAAUUUUAAAACAAAUAUUGCAACAACAAACUCUUUUAUACCUUAUCCAAAUACGUCAGAAGAUAGUCUUGAAAAUACUUAUAAUUAA